AUGCUAGGUAAUAUAUCUUCCACUGUGAUCGCUAGGCAGGCACUUGUUCGCAGAGGAGCACACCGGCACGUUUUGAGACUUACUCGGUUUGCUGCGCUGCCGCCAAAGAGCCAGUAUAGUGCAUUGCUGUUUCAAUAUCGAUUCAACUCAACAAGCCCGCCUUCAAAAACAACCGACGAUAGGAAGAAGGUCUCCGGGAGUAAACCUGACAACGUUGCCACUCCUAUUGCGAAUCCCAAACCCACUGCUGCCAAAGUUCCGUUGAUGGCCAAAAUAAAGAAAGUUGCUGCUCAUUACUGGGAUGGUACAAAACUGCUAGGAUUUGAGGUGAAGACGUCGUUUAGAUUGUUGAUCAAGAUGCUUGCAGGCCACAGUCUAACACGUAGAGAAAUGUUGCAGCUUAAGAGGACCACAUCCGAUGUGAUUAGAUUAGUCCCGUUUGCUGCGUUUAUCUUGGUCCCCUUUGCUGAACUGCUACUGCCUGUUGCAUUGAAAUUGUUCCCCAACCUGCUUCCUUCCACCUACGAAUCGAAGAAGGAUAAAGAGUCUAAACUGGAGAACUUGAGAAAGACCAGAGAAGUUGUUGUUGGUAUUAUGAAGGAGCGGAAGUCGCAUUUUAAGCCUGGUAAUAUCACCGAUGAGCAGAAAAGACUAUUCAACGAUUUCUAUAAGCAUGUCAAAGAGACUGGGGAACCCGGUUCCCGGAAACAGCUGAUCGAGGUAGCCCGGUUGUACACGGACGACACUAUCCUGGACAACUUAACGAGGCCAUACUUGGUGGCUCUUGCCAAAUAUAUGAACAUUCAAUCCUUCGGUACAGAUGUCAUGCUUCGUUAUCGUAUCAGGUACAGAAUGUUGGAGCUGAAGAAGGACGAUAUAUCGAUUUACUACGAAGAUGCAGAACAGCUAGACUCCAGCGAACUGCGCAGUGCAUGUGCCUCGAGGGGUAUCCGUAUAAAGGACACUUCCGACGCCGCGCUGAAGGAGAACCUAAGAAUCUGGCUACAAAUGAGGUUGAAGGACAAAAUUCCAUCCACCCUUCUAAUCAUGGCGACCUCUUACAACUACGGAGCUGUAACUUCGAAGAAAUCGCUUUAUGAUUCGCUGACCGAUGUUCUCUCCGCACUUCCAGACGAAUUGUACCACGAAGUUAAAGUGAACGUUGUUAAGGAGAAGGAUGCCUCCCCAAAGCAAAAACUCGAACAAUUCAAAGAGCAAGAAGAGAUCAUGAAGGAGGAAGAGGAGCAAGAGGAGUCUGCGAAGGUGAGGGUCAAGGACCAGUUGUCGCUGGACGAACUGGACAAACAGAACGAGCGUGCAUCAGAGGCCGCUGCGAAAUCUGCACAAAAGGGCAAGCAACAAUAA
This is a messenger RNA of Huiozyma naganishii CBS 8797, 1365 nucleotides long. RefSeq names its product Ylh47p (gene YLH47). Gene Ontology annotation, molecular function: ribosome binding. The coding region runs from base 1 to 1365 and encodes 454 amino acids. The transcript has a single exon. NCBI's taxonomy places the organism in Eukaryota, Fungi, Ascomycota, Saccharomycetes, Saccharomycetales, Saccharomycetaceae. Gene Ontology annotation, biological process: intracellular monoatomic cation homeostasis. The record is from RefSeq and is a predicted model, not a curated record. Gene Ontology annotation, cellular component: mitochondrial inner membrane.